AUGGCAGCAGUAGCAAGUUCAUCAAUGAUGCUCACGUCUACAUCGGGCGGAUCAAGCUUACAUCAGGCAGUGGACCAAAUAACAAACGAAGUAUCAGCCGGCUUCAAUGUUCUCCAGCAUCGAGAUCGAUUCCAAGAGAAGGCUCUAAGGGAUGUAACCUUGAGCAGUAACGAUUCGGCUAUGAUGUUGGAUCCUAAUAAUCCCAUCUUGGUGAGGGAAGAGAUGGAAUCGCAGAAGGAAUACUUCCGACGACUGAAAUUUACGUACCUCGAACAAGAGGCGAAGAGACAUUUCUUAUCAUCUAUAAUUCUCGAGGAACCACCUACGGUAGAACAGGGAGAGAACGAAGAGCGAGAACGAAUCAAUGCGGAGAAAAAAGCGAUCCUCAAAGAGACUAAAUUGACUAUUGAAGAUAUGAGAAGUAUGACGGUCAAAUUGGCUGAGGAUAACGCUCAGAAGCACAAACAGGUUUCCACCACAUUAUCAGAGGCGCAAGUACUCCAAAAGCAGAUAAGGGAUAUGGAACUUGAGUUAGCGAGGAUAAAGGCUACUCAUCCACCUGAAAAUAGAAUGACGACUACGCAAGCCAAUGAAACUCUCGAUGCUCAAAUUGUCGAGAUGGAAAGACUGACAGAUGCAAUCUCGUCGACUCAGAGUCAAACUGAUAUUGCCAGAGAGGAAGUUGCCAAAGUUGCUAAAGAGGUCCAGCGUCUGAGUCGGGAUAGGGAAAGGGAAGAAGCUCGAGCGAAGGAAGUGCGAGAAGGUAGGGAAGCGGGAGAUACAAAGGUUGAUGAAAUCUGUAGAUGGUACUCAUCCUCGUUGUCUUUCUACCGUUCAUUGCUAGGCAUAAAAUCGGUCAAAGCUGUAUCGGACAAUGAACUGCAUAUGGAAUACGAUGUGCCCAAUGGACCAGUCACACUGGCUUUGAUCUUCGAUGAAGUCACUAAGAGAUUUGCAGAUGCGCGGCUCAUCGGUAGCGACUUAGACAUUUCGGAAUCAGUGGGUAUAGCAGCUGGAUCCAACGAUGUCCCUGGAUUGGUAGCGGAUGUUUUGGUUAGGUUGAGACCCGCCUAA
Molecule: messenger RNA, 1074 nt
Organism: Kwoniella botswanensis
Lineage: Eukaryota; Fungi; Basidiomycota; Tremellomycetes; Tremellales; Cryptococcaceae
Exons: 9
Coding region: 1-1074 (357 amino acids)
Biological process (GO): protein localization to kinetochore; attachment of mitotic spindle microtubules to kinetochore
Cellular component (GO): kinetochore
Source: RefSeq, a predicted model, not a curated record